AUGAUUUCUUCCACACUCCUCCUCGCGUUUUGCGCGUCGGCUAUAGUAAGGGCUUCACCUCCCGCCAGAGACUGCAAGGCGUUCCCAGGCAGUCCGGGGUGGCCUUCAAGCCUUGAAUGGUCACGGCUGAACGAGACGGUCGACGGGAGGCUCCUCGUGCCUCUGCCUCCCGGCGGCGUCUGCCACGAGGGGCAGCCUAACUACAACGCGGACCAGUGCCCCAGGGUCCAAGAGGCCUGGAGAACCUUCGAGUUCCACGACGAGGAUCCGGUGUCCAUGAUGUGGGAUCUGUGGACCAACUACACCUGUCUCCCUCUCAGCGACUUUCCCUGCAGCGGAGCGGGCUACCCGGCGUACGUGGCGGAUGUCGGCACGUCGACGCACGUCAAGGCCGCCGUCGACUUUGCUCGGGAUCACAGCGUCCGUCUGGUCGUGAAGAGCAGCGGCCACGACUAUCUAGGGCGCUCGGUGGCGCCGGGGGCUCUGUCCAUCUGGACACACCACCUCAACGGGAUCGAGUACCACGAGGGCGGUUUCAAGCUUUCCGGGUCAGGCAAGAGAAUAUGCGGCGACGCCAUCACUGCCGGGGCCGGGACGAGGAUGGUCGACCUGUACACGGUCGCCAGCCAGCACAACCGCACCGUCGUGGGCGGCGGGGCCAAGACUGUCUCGGUGGGCGGCUUCAUCACUGGAGGUGGCCACUCGAUCCUGGCGCCGCACUAUGGGCUCGCGGCAGACAGCGUGCUGCAGUUAGAGGUCGUCACGCCCGGUGGGGAGAUUCUCACGGUCAACGAAGACCAGCACCCAGACCUGUUCUGGGCGAUACGUGGUGGAGGAGGGUCGACCUUUGGGGUUGUGACUUCGGUUACGGUCAUGACACAUCCAUCCAAGAAGCUCACCAUGGUCCUGCUCAUGGCCUUCACCCUCCCCGAGGCCCCCUUUGCCAUGGAACUCGCCACCUGGGCCACAUCUCAGCUCCCUUACCUCUCCGACUCGGGCCUCUCGGGCUACCUGAUGGCCACAAUCAACUCAACACCGCCCAUCCCCCUCCCAGGCCUCCCAGAGAGGGUGGCCGGCCUGAUGGGCAAGACCAUCAUACUGGACACCCAGGACGCGGGCGAGAUCAACCAGAUAUUCGAGCCACUGAACAAGACCAUCCAGGAACGCUGGCCGGGCCAGGUCAACUUGCUGACGCUGACGCAGCCGUACGACUCCUUCAUGGACUGGUACGCCGAGAACUUUGACGAUGGCCAAGCAGGCGGCUCGGUCUAUCUCAUCUCGCGGCUCCUGGACAGGGGUGCUCUGACCGACGACCUGGACGCCCUGGCCGGCGCGCUCGAGCCGAUUCUCAUCAACGACGGCUGGUUGGGGACGUACCUGGUGGCAGGGAAGGGGGUCAACGAAGCGAAGCCCCGCGGCGGAGGGAAUGCUGUUCAUCCGGCCUGGCGGAAGGCAUACGUCCAUGCGCUCACCUGGCUAGGAUGGGGUUAUCCUCCCUUUGACGAUACCGCCGCAGGGAGGACGAGAAAAAUUCUGAACGACAGGUUCAAGGCCAUUCGCGAGCUCACCCCGAGCGGCGGUUCCUACAUGAACGAAGGCUUUCCCUUCGAGGAGAACUGGCAGCAGGCGUUCUGGGGCGAAAACUAUGAGCGGCUGCUCGGGAUCAAGCGCGAGGUCGACCCUAACGAUGUCCUGUGGUGCACACCUUGUGUGGGCAGUGAAGGGUGGGAGGAGAGGAGCGACGGUCAUCUUUGUAAGAUUCAGUAG
Colletotrichum graminicola M1.001 is the source of this 1767-nucleotide messenger RNA. Its product is annotated as FAD binding domain-containing protein. Gene Ontology annotation, molecular function: oxidoreductase activity; FAD binding. The transcript has 5 exons. The record is from RefSeq and is a predicted model, not a curated record. The coding region runs from base 1 to 1767 and encodes 588 amino acids. Lineage: Eukaryota; Fungi; Ascomycota; Sordariomycetes; Glomerellales; Glomerellaceae.